Liolophura sinensis is the source of this 1707-nucleotide messenger RNA. RefSeq names its product focadhesin-like. Gene Ontology annotation, biological process: regulation of post-transcriptional gene silencing. Lineage: Eukaryota; Metazoa; Mollusca; Polyplacophora; Chitonida; Chitonidae. The transcript is spliced from 12 exons. The record is from RefSeq and is a predicted model, not a curated record. The coding region runs from base 1 to 1512 and encodes 503 amino acids.
AUGUUGGAGGAACAGUUGGUCUCCCAACAGGGCUACUCAAAGGGAUACUUAGUUCAAACUUUGAUACUGGAAGAGCAGUUCCUAAAGUCAUUUAAUGGAAUUUGUCAGGGGAUUAUUCAGGGUGUGAAGGAGUUACUUCUGUUACAGAUUGCCCUAGAGACGGCAUCAGGACACACGUACCAAUGUCCUUACUCUAUAAGGAGCCCACCACAUCCAUUCAUCACAAUAUUCACCAAUCGGCCUGAAGAGUCAUGGCCGCUUCUUCAACAGGAAGUCUAUGUAAUCUGCUGCCAUGCCAGCAAAAGAUCAGAAGAGCAUAUUGUGUCCAUGUUGGCACCCUUCCUCAAGUUUGUCCUCCUGCAUCCACAACCAUCUCAACAGUUAUUUCCCCUGAGACAAGUCCUCCAGAAAGUGCUGCUUCUAGUUUGCAGAAAAGGAAGCCAUCGAAUCAGAGAGCAGCUUAUCUCCUUUUUGGCCAACAACAUUGCAGUUCUACAGAUAGAUACCCUUGAGACCUUUUCAAAUGCCAGUGAUUUUGUGAUGGCUUUAACCGACAUUGGCCUGGAAGACUCGGCUGUUUGUGGACAUGAGUGUCUUGACAAGCUGAUUAGAGGUCUUAUGGGACUUGUAAGUUUCUCUGUCAGCAGGUCAGGCUGGCCAGGGCUGAGGAUUACUGACAUCAUACAUCAGACGGCGCGACACUGUCCCCAGGUGAUAGCCAAUGACGACCUCCUGGUAUCUGUGACAUCAGUGUUGCUGAAUGCCCCCAUGGACUUGCUCUUCAAUCUUCUCUCUGUCGUGAAGAUUGCCCUGCUGACCCCAGAGGCUCUGUGUCCAGUUGUAAUUGGAAUGACCAUCAUGCCUGUGGUUCAGGUUCUAGCCCUACCAUCACCAAUCAUAAUGGAGAAAGAUUUGAGGAGAUGCCAGCAUGUAGCCGCAGACAUCAUAAACUUGAUACAAACUGGAUUGUGCAUCUCCAAGAACACACAGGAUAGUUCAGCAAAACUGGAGCCACCGAGCUGUCACUAUCUUGUCACCAGUGAUCUUUUUUUACACUCGUAUAUUUCCAAUCAAGCCAAAGUAUUUUCAACCAGCAGCAGGACAACUGUGAAUUGGCUGAUAAGCCUAAAGAAAUCAUUGGCCGACAUGGACAGUAUACCACGACCAUUGACCAAUCUAUUGGUAGCAUUGUUAGUGACCUCAGAGAAGGCAGAUGUCACGACCUUGACAUUGGAGAUCAUUGCAGACAUUGCCAAGAAAGAUCAGUCUCAGGCUCCAAGCUUUCUGUCGGUGUUGUUGUAUGAGCUAGGUAGACAUGAUUCACCAGAGAGACGAUUGUCCAUCCUGAACACUAUACCCUCUGUGGCCACACACAAGGUUUGUGUUGCUCCCAUUCUUCAGACGAUUCAGAUGCUGGGGAAAGAUCCCCGACUGCGUGCUGUGUCCUUGUGUCUGCUGACCUCACUGUGGAAGAUACAGGAGCGCUGCUUCCCCAGCUCUACAGCGCUUUAGAGGAAGGCUCAGAGGGACACAGACCUGAGGGUGGGGUGAAUGAAUGGCUGGUGGCUAAGGCCGCCAGUCUUAGGGAAGUCUGUUUAGACAGACCUCAUCAGCACGGAGCAGAUUUGUUGACUCCCUUGUCCAACCUGUUGAACACCUGUACUGGGGAUGAGGGUGGUGUCCCCACAGCUCUGGCACUAGAGGGCC